CUUGUGACCACAGUAUCGAACGGGGAUCGGAAGGACACAGACAUGAAGCUGCUACUAAUCUUCGCCGCCAUCUUGGCUUUCUCACUGGCAGAGGAGAAGAAAAAGGAAGAAGUCCUUAAUGACUCUGAAGCCGAAGCAUCAGCAACGAUUGAGCUUAUGAAAGAGGGAGUGGAUUUAAAAGCAGCUGCUAGUACAUACAACUCCUAUGUACCUCCUAGCCAGCGACCUCCUCAUUGGAACGUAAAACCCAUCCAGCCAAUCCAUACAUCUGUACCCGCCAACGUACAGAAUGACUAUUAUGACCACCACCAAUGGAGCACCCCGGUCUACCACCCUCCUACAACCACCACUCCAGUUUCGGUGAUCAAGAACGAGCAAUAUUAUGGUGAAAAUGGACAUUACAAAUACGAAUACCAGAUCGCAGAUGGCACUCACGUCGGAGAAGAAGGUUACUUCACUGACCCCAAGCAAACUGAGGAGAGUCUUGUAAAGAAGGGCUGGUACUCCUACGUCGGUGCUGAUGGCAAGAAGUACACCGUUACCUACUGGGCUGACAAGACUGGCUUCCAUGCGUAUGGUGACCAUCUGCCUACCCCUCCUCCUCCAUACAAGCCACCCGUAGUUGACAACAAGCCUCUUUACGACUACCCAACCCAGACACAGGCGCCAGCAGUCUUCUACCCAACCCAACCAGCUCCAGUGCCCGUGAAACCAAUCUAUGUGCCACCUCAACCUACCCUUCCGCCUGUACAACAGCCAACCUAUGCCCCUCAACCUAGCUACCCCCCUCAGAACUACUACCCUCCCCAACAAACGUACUACCCUCCCCAACAGACGUACUACCCCCAACAACACAACCACGUUUAAAUCAUAAAUAGGUAGUGGUAUAUUUAUAAAGAAAACAACGACCAUAGAGAUUAUUUUUGUAUUAAAAAUGAGAACUGUUGUAUCCUCUGUACUUUAAACUGCAUCGUUUAUAAAUAUUUGAUCAUCAUCAGUCGAAAGUAUUGUGAUAAAGGUUUAACUUUCUUGGACUCAUAAUCGUAUUAAGAUAAUACCGCCAUGAGACCAAGUUUCGCUUAACGCAGGCACAGUAAAAAGUAAUGUCGACCAAAGUAUUCCACUCGCUUUACUUUCAUAUCGAUAUUUCGUAUUUUUCUAAUCGUAUCGAUGAAUUUUAAUGUACAGACACAUUUAGCUCUAUAGGUAUACGAAUAAUAUUACCUCUGAACGAUUUUAGCGAUGUAAAUCGAUGCGAUCGAUUGAAGUCAGUGAUCUUAGUCACGAUUAUGAAUUGUGAAUUCGAUCACUGAUCGAGGUAUGACAGG
Molecule: messenger RNA, 1328 nt
Organism: Spodoptera littoralis (African cotton leafworm)
Lineage: Eukaryota; Metazoa; Arthropoda; Insecta; Lepidoptera; Noctuidae
Source: the annotation of a GenBank genome assembly